GUUAAUUGCAAAGGAAUAGCCUCAUUCUGUCCGUGUCUGCAUCCGAAACCAAAACAGAUGUGGCGCACCACUUUAGACAGCAGCACCAUGAGAGCCCUGCGCCUUCGUUCCUUCCUCUUCUCUUCAUCUUCUUCCUCUUCCUCUUCUUGUUGUUCACUCAUCAACAUUUUCUGCCCAUCCUCCUCCUCCUCUUCGUUUACGACUUUGACUACAAUCAUCUCUCACUCUUUUCUUCCUUUUCCCCCAACGACGCGCGUCUUGUUCACCGACUCGCGCCGCUUCGGCUCCCCUGUUCCGCGCUGCGUUUCGUCCCUCCCCACCCUCGACUGGAACGACGCCGUUUCCUGCUCUGAGGUCGAGGUUGACGCCAAUGCCGCCGACGGCGGCGAUGACGGAGCCGUCGACCAAGACACAAAGCCUUCUAUUGCCGUCAGAGCCUUCUUCUUCUCUACUAGUGUUGAUUUAAAAAGCUUGGUGGAACAGAACAAAGCAAACUUUGUCCCGCCAUCAUCACGCAUGACUAAUUAUGUAGUUCUCAAGUUUGGAGAUAUUUGUGUUUCCAAGGGUCCAGGUACUUUCUUGAGUGGACGCAAUGGCUGUUACAUGGUGGUUUUUCAGUAUGGUUCCAUUGUAUUGUUUAAUGUCCCUGAGCAUGAGGUUGAUGCUUAUUUGAAAAUUGUUAAGAAGCAUGCAUCUGGUCUGCUUCCUGAAAUGAGAAAGGAUGAGUAUGAAGUUAGAGAAAAACCAGCUUUAAGCACAUGGAUGCAAGGUGGACUAGAUUACAUAAUGUUACAAUACUUGAACAUCGACGGCAUUCGAACUAUUGGUAGUGUUCUAGGUCAAAGUAUUGCUCUUGAUUACUAUGGUCGGCAGGUUGAUGGAAUGGUUGCAGAAUUUACAGACAUAAACCGAGAGAUGGAAGCAACUGGAAAAUUCAAAAUGCAAAGGAAGAAACUUUUCCAGUUGGUGGGCAAGGCAAAUUCAAAUCUUGCUGAUGUGAUUCUAAAGCUUGGACUAUUUGAGAGAUCAGAUAUUGCUUGGAAAGAUGCCAAAUAUGCUCAGAUAUGGGAAUAUCUCAGGGAUGAAUUUGAAUUAACUCAGAGAUUUGCUAGUCUUGAUUUCAAGUUGAAAUUUGUGGAGCAUAACAUCCGUUUUCUACAAGAAAUUCUUCAAAAUAGGAAAUCUGAUUUCCUAGAGUGGCUCAUUAUUGCAUUGAUUGGUGCUGAAAUUCUUCUGUCUCUCUAUGACAUUGUUCAUCGGUCUGCCAUGAAAUUUUAGCAGCAUUUUUUCUGGUGGCAUGUAAGGAAGUUGCCAAUUUUCAUGACCAGGGUUAUUCAAUAAAAUGAUAUCUUUAUUGCCAAUACCUGUAGUCCAAAAAGGUAAAGUAAGGGCGUAUUUAUAAAAUAUUUAUUUAUUUAUUUAUUUUUUAAUUCUGGACUAUUAACUUACUCCUUGUUAUAUUAAUAUUACGCGAGUUUUAUGAAGAAGUGUGUUAAAAAUGGUAUACUCUGCUAUUGUUAAAACUCUAGACCAAGAAGAAAUUCGAGGGAAGUUGGUUCCGUGUAUUUCAGAGAGGAUUUUCUUCA
This is a messenger RNA of Glycine soja, 1586 nucleotides long. RefSeq lists its product as uncharacterized. The transcript has 8 exons. Bases 58 to 1278 code for a protein of 406 amino acids. NCBI's taxonomy places the organism in Eukaryota, Viridiplantae, Streptophyta, Magnoliopsida, Fabales, Fabaceae. The record is from RefSeq and is a predicted model, not a curated record.